AUGGACGUCUCGCUUGUCGCAGAUACCGUGACGGUAUUCACUAAAGUGGGCCUAGGGUUCGCGAGCUCCUUGCUUCAUCGCCACAAUUACAUCUCCAACAACGUUUUGUCGCUUUCCGAUUGUUCCGCCGACCAAUCCGCGUCAUCGACCGGAGUAAUCCAUGCACCCGCCGUGAUUUUCCUCGUCGAUGCGCUUGCGCCGCCGCCUGUGAAGCCGAACUCUAGAAGAACCGUAUCCCGUACGCUAACGCGUAAGAAGCGGCGGACCAAGCGGAAGUUGUUCGGCGGGGAUGAUUCUGGGAACGGGGAAGACGGUGGAUUUUUCGGCGAUAAUGAUGGAGACGGUCCGUUUAGUGGUGGGGGUAAUUACUGGGGCGGCGGGAAUGGAUGGAAUUUUGGUGGAUUUGGAGGGCAAAAUUGGGAUGAGUCAUCUUCUUCAUCGUCAGGAUUUGCUUUGGAUUUUAUAUAUGAGGUGAUUGCGUGGAUUGCGCUUUCGAAUUGCGUGCAUUUCGCCUUCAAGAAGUUGUUGAGGACCGUCGCUGAUGGCAUUGGUGAUGCUGAGAGGGGGAAGGGUCCAAUGAGGCUGACUUCAAUUUACUGA
Tripterygium wilfordii is the source of this 600-nucleotide messenger RNA. RefSeq lists its product as uncharacterized. NCBI's taxonomy places the organism in Eukaryota, Viridiplantae, Streptophyta, Magnoliopsida, Celastrales, Celastraceae. The coding region runs from base 1 to 600 and encodes 199 amino acids. The transcript has a single exon. The record is from RefSeq and is a predicted model, not a curated record.